This is a messenger RNA of Monoraphidium neglectum, 1965 nucleotides long. Its product is annotated as Protein cobW. The transcript is spliced from 11 exons. The record is from RefSeq and is a predicted model, not a curated record. Gene Ontology annotation, cellular component: cytoplasm. Lineage: Eukaryota; Viridiplantae; Chlorophyta; Chlorophyceae; Sphaeropleales; Selenastraceae. Bases 1 to 1965 code for a protein of 654 amino acids.
AUGGGCACGGCGACGGGGCUUGAGUUGGGGGAAGCAGCCACAACAGCGCUUACUUCUAGAUAUGAGCAGCACCUGCUGCUGCCGCAGUGGGCGUCCGCAGGCGCACGAGCUGUACCAGCGGUGGUUGUGACGGGAUUCCUGGGGUCAGGUAAAACCACCCUGGUGCAGCAUUUGCUGGAUGCGGGGGGCGGCCUGCGCAUCGGCGUGCUGGUGAACGAGGCUGGGCACGUGGACGUCGACAGCGCCCUGCUCAACGCGCGGCAGCGCAACGCAGCGGUGGGCGUGCGGCCCGCGGACCUGUCGGGCGGCUGCGCGUGCUGCGCCGUGUCUGGGGCGUUCGGCGACGCGCUGGCGGCGCUGGUGGGCGGCCGCGCCUACCAGGAGCUCGACCUGCUGUUUGCUGUUGCCAGCGUGAACGCGCUGCGCUCUGACAGGGGCGUUGUUGCCCCUUGGGGCUGCGUGUCGACAGGACUGUCGGCGCUGCUCGUUGCUGCCGCUGGCCGCCUGGACUCGCUGCCGCCUUAUGUCAGUGUCGCGGGGUCUCAGGGGCUGCACCAGCACACCAGGCGCCCAGCCAAGUGCCACGCGCAGCCGACUGCAGACGUCACUCUGGUGGAGACCUCUGGCGCCGCCGACGCGGGGGCGCUGGCUUCCGCCCUGGCCGGGGGCGGGUUCCUGCUGGACUCGGUCAUGUGCGUGGUGGACGCAGAGGCGGGGGCCGAGAUGCUGCGGGCGGCGGAAGCUGAAGAGGCACCCGGCGGCGGAGGAGGAGGAGGCGGGGUGGGCGGCGUGGCGCUGGCCCAGCUGCGGGCGGCAGACCUCGUAGUCAUCAACAAGGUCGAUCUGGCCACCCUGGGGCAGAUCUCAGAUCUUGAGGACGCGCUCCGCCGCAUCAACCCCUCCGCGCGGCUCAUGCGCUGCCGCUUUGGCCAGGUGCCCCCAGAAACGGCCCUCGGCGCUGCCGACGCGCCGUGCGGCGGCGCCGCGCCUGGCGCGGCGGCGGGGGCGGUGGACGGCGGCAUGGCGGCGCCGGAGGCGGCGGCGCCGGGCGGGGGCGCAGGCGACGAUGCCACAGUUGGCGGGGGCGGGGAGGGGUUCCUGUCGCACGAGGGGCUGGUCGCUCGGCCGACGCCCCGCACGGGCGCCGGCGCGCGGCCGCGGCCGCGGCUGCUGCGGCAGCAGCAGGGCGAGCGGGCCGGCAACGGCGGCAACGGCAGCUCUGACCACGCCGAUAGGCAGCGAGGCGCCGCGCCGGCGCACGCGGUGGCGUUUGAGAGCGUGUCGGUGGUGCUGGAGGAGGCGCCGCUCUGCAUGGCGUGCUUCCAAGCCUGGGUGGCCGAGCGGCUGCUGCGCACGCCGGGCCUGCUCCGCGCCAAGGGCGUCGUCUGGCUGAGUCAGCGCCGCCGCGCGCGCUACGUCUUCCACCUCUCGGGGCGCGCGCGUGCGGAGUGCCGCGCUGAGGGGCCGUGGCAGGGGCCGCCGGCGACGCGGCUGGUGUUGAUCGGGCAGUCUGACGCGGCGGCGGCGGCGGCGACGAUGCCGGCGUUGCCGGGAGGUGCUGGCAAGGAGAGUGAUACGACCUCGCGGGGCGAGGAUGAUUCAGGGUUGGUGGAGUUCUCGGCUGAGGGGGUGCCCUUGCAUGGCGUGGUCGCCGACCUGGUCAACGCCCAGGUCCUGCGCGCCGCCGGCGCGGCCGCGGCCGCCCGUGCCCCCGGCGCGCGCUUCCUCUGCGCGUCUGGCGGCGCCGCGCCGCUGUCGUCCCUCACCGGCCUUGCCGGGGCCGAGCGGCCGGCGGCGGCGCUGCAGGUGGCGUUCCGGCCGUGGGAGGGGGCGCCCGCCGGCGCGGCGGCGUGGGAGGCGCUGGCCGGUGGCGCUGGCGCGGGCGCGGUGCUGCGGCGGGCGUACGCACAUGUGACGAGCUGCAAAUGCGACGUGGUCGCGGAGAUGCGGCUGCGGAAAAACUAA